This is a messenger RNA of Thalassophryne amazonica, 3984 nucleotides long. RefSeq names its product solute carrier family 37 member 1 (gene slc37a1). Gene Ontology annotation, biological process: phosphate ion transmembrane transport; glucose-6-phosphate transport. Bases 507 to 2096 code for a protein of 529 amino acids. Gene Ontology annotation, cellular component: endoplasmic reticulum membrane. Gene Ontology annotation, molecular function: glucose 6-phosphate:phosphate antiporter activity. The record is from RefSeq and is a predicted model, not a curated record. Lineage: Eukaryota; Metazoa; Chordata; Actinopteri; Batrachoidiformes; Batrachoididae. The transcript has 20 exons.
GAGACAUUAAAAAGCGAUAGGGAGAGACAGAGAAGUAGACAAAGUGAUAAAAGGGCAAGACAGACAGAGGGCGAGAAAGGAAGACAGGAAACGAUGGGAGGCAGAACGAGAGGUAAAUAGAGGAGGAGACAGAAUGAUUAACAACGGAGAUAUAUAAUCAAAGACAAACAGAUAAAGACCGAAGAUCAAAGAUUAAAUAUCCGCGAGCGGCAGCGCGAGCCGGAUGGUGACGUCAGAGGCAGCGGUGACAGCCGCCUUUCAUUCAACAAGGAAGUGAAGGAAACGUCGCUCAUUUGAAGGCAAAACCCGGCAGAAACUGUCGGGUUUCUCCCCGCGUGGUGCGUGUUGCAGUACACCCUGAAUCAGCCAUGCAUUCUGGUAUUGACCUUUUCCCAGCAGCCUUCUCUGAGAUGGAUAUCAAGUAGUCUGUCCCACAUCAGACUUCUGAGUGUGAAAAAGUGACAGUAAAAAAUCAACACCAUCGCCGUCAAAAUCCAAGUUCAACUAUGGCCCCUAUUCCUCCGGGUAUCCGCCUACUGGUGUACUUUGAAAAGGAUCAGUGGUACAAAGUCUUGACCUUCAUCCUCACCUUCCUGUUGUACACCAGUUUCCACCUUUCCAGAAAACCUAUUAGCAUUGUUAAGAGUGAGCUCCAUAAGAACUGCUCAUCUGCUAAUGAACUAGCCACUGCCAGUAGCAGCCAGGAUCCCUUCAUGCCUUCUCCCCACACAGAUAUGGACUGCAGCUGGAAGCCUUUCGAUAAACACAACUACAAACAGCUGCUGGGAGCCAUGGACUAUUCAUUCCUCUGUGCCUAUGCAAUUGGAAUGUACCUCAGUGGCAUUAUUGGGGAGCGACUGCCUAUUCGAUUCUACCUGACAGUAGGCAUGCUGGCUAGUGGCCUCUUCACAUGCCUGUUUGGACUGGGCUACAUCUACAACAUCCACAGCCUUGGCUUUUACAUUUUUGUCCAGGUGGUCAAUGGCUUGGUCCAAACCACUGGCUGGCCCAGUGUGGUGACCUGCAUCGGUAACUGGUUUGGAAAAGGAAGGCGUGGGCUCAUCAUGGGCCUGUGGAACUCCCACACCUCAGUCGGAAACAUCCUGGGCUCUUUGAUCGCUGGUUACUGGGUUUCCACCAACUGGGGCCUGUCCUUCAUUGUGCCAGGGCUCAUCAUCGCAGCCAUGGGGAUUGUCUGCUUUCUCUUCCUCAUUGAGCACCCAAAUGACUUGAAAAACUUGUAUGCUCAAAAAGCAUCGCUCAGCAAGCAUAUUUCUGUCAACAAGUGGAAUGGCGUAAACGGGCACACUGAGCUAUACCUGCAAUAUGAAUGUGGCAAAACACAGAGCUACGACACGGAGCUGCUGCUGCCCAGAGACAACGGCAGCAUGCGAAUCCCUGUGCAGCCCGUCGUGGUAGUGAAGAGUAACACAGAGCCAUCUGCUAUCAGCUUCAUGGGAGCCCUACACAUACCUGGAGUUGUCGAGUUCUCUUUGUGUCUGCUGUUUGCCAAACUGGUCAGCUACACCUUCCUCUUCUGGCUUCCUCUCUAUAUCACUAAAGCAGCUCACUUGGAUGCCAAGAAAGCUGGAGAUCUCUCCACCCUUUUUGAUGUGGGAGGAAUAGUGGGAGGAAUUUUGGCAGGAGUCAUCUCUGAUAAAUUAGGAAAGAGAGCCACCACCUGUGCAGUCAUGUUGCUGCUGGCUGCCCCAACUUUGUACGGUUUCUCCAUGAUUAGUGAGUUUGGUCUCGGCCCAACUAUCGGCAUGCUGUUAGUCUGUGGAGGGCUCGUCAAUGGGCCAUAUGCUCUCAUCACAACAGCUGUGUCUGCUGAUCUGGGCACCCAUAAGAGCCUGAAAGGCAACGCCAGAGCCUUAUCUACUGUCACCGCCAUCAUCGACGGCACAGGAUCUGUUGGUGCUGCACUGGGCCCCCUUCUGGCCGGACUCUUGUCAGCAGGUGGCUGGAAUCAGGUCUUCUACAUGCUAAUGGCUGCUGACUUUCUCGCGCUGUUGCUUUUGCUGCGGCUUGUGAUGAAGGAGCUAUCUUCCAAUAAAUCCCAUCCGAUCUCCGUUGGACAGAUGAAGGAGCACUGAGCACUUUGAUUGCACUGAAGUAGGUCGAUCCUACAACGUGCACACAGUACUAUGCAAUGACACCACUGAUCUAUGUCUGACACGAACCCAGACACGGACACGAUGCACUAUGGAUAGACAGAUAUGCACUGGCACUUGGUGACAGAAACUAACUUACGAGCACCCGUGUGUGCACACAGACUGUUGUCACUAUGGCAGCUCAUUGUAAAGUGUACUUGCACCUCUGAGGAUGUGGCGGAGCUGAUGUGAUCAACAGAAGUCACCCUGUACAUGUUUAAAUGGCAUCAGCUGACAAUUUUCUGUUUCGCCACUUUCUCUGCUGACCUUAUUCCCAUGGUAACCGACUGAGACCUGAAUACUGUACCUGCAGUCUACUUGAAAAAUCAGCAGUGACUGGAAUCAUCUGGACUUUGACACAUAAACUUGUGUAUACGAUGGACCAUGAUGGUUAUUGUUUUGGCUGAGAGACCGAGACACAGCAACUUCAGUGACUUCUCGAUCUCAUAAGUGUCGUGGUUGAAGGUGUUGUUGGGGGCAUUAACCAGGAUAGCACAGAAGAAAAUAGAACUUAGCUGGGCCCAAGUUCAAAAUGGCAGUCAAAGCCCUGUUCUCGCUUUCAUGGAUAUGCAUCCUGGAAUGUCGCGGUAUAUAACCAUAACAAACUGGUGUGUGAAGAUCACAAACAGGAUCUAUCAUCCGGGUUGAUGAUUCAUUGUACCAUUAUAUAAUAUUAGCACAACGAUGGGCACUUCUGGAAAGCCUCCUGAUGAUGUUACAGCAUGCACGACAAUGUUACGGGGUGUCACAGAAAUAUUACCAAAGUUUAUCAAAGUUCAGAACGAAAAAAAAAUUUAAUUUUCAAACAUCCUGAAAGUGGAGCCACAGUUAAAACAAGACCACUGCGCAAUGAUGGAAUAUCCUAGUUCAUCACAGACACCCUCCAAGACCUUCUAAGGUUUUUCCAGGUGAGGACAAGGUUUCCAUCCGUGUGACUCCGGGAUGUGUAUCCAUGGAAAUGAUAAGGGGGCUGAAGUUGAUUCAUGGUCUGUAUUAAGAGAACUGGAUAUGGUGCAGCUGGUCAGCCUUGCUGCUAAAUUUCCCUAGUGGCCACUUCUGGUAGCGACCUUCAAAAGAGGCUUUUGGAAAACUGGAAGAUCAUUUCUUAUUCCUAGAGCUCAGAUUUUUUGGUAUUGUACCUAUAUGUGUGGUGGUAGGACAUAAAAUGCAUAAAUGAACCAGGAAGUGAGGGUAAGAAGAAUUUGCUUUUGCACUUACUGCACAAUUUACAUUGAACAUGGUACCAUUUUGUGAUCCAUCAUUGAGCUCUUUAAAUGUAUUCACACUAUGGGCUCUUUCACAUACAAAGCUUCUGAUGGUCCUGCACAUAACCCUGAUGGUCCUGCACAUAACCCUUACAGUAAUUAGAAUGGCACUUAUUAGCGUGCAAGAACAACCAAAAUGCAGAAUUUUAAACAAAUUAUAAAAGGGACAAUAUUUAAUUGAGGUUUUUUUUUUUUUUUUAAAUGAAUCUAAUUGCAUAUCUGAUAUUCAAAGAUUAAGAAGUACUUCCAAAAAUUCCUGGCUCCUUGUUUUUACAUAAAAUCUCAUUAUUGAGCAAAACAAAAUAUGCAGACAAUAACAUAACAUCCAUGCUUAACGUAAAUAACAUCAACAACAACAACAACAACAGGUUGAAGCUGAGUGUGUGAAAGGUGCGCAUAACAACACUGGCUCCUUUAUCUGGCCAAGUGUCUUGAUGUUGCAGAGUCACCUUUGCUUUACUGAAAUAAACGUCAUGCUAUAAUUUAGAUAGACAACACUUUUUCAAUUUAUUUCAUUUAUAUAGCGCCAAAUCGCAACAAAGUCUCAAGGCGCUCCACACAAAUAA